UAAAAGUAUACACAGUUGCGUUAUUGACGAACUUCGCCAGGAGCAAUACUUAGAUACAACGAAAAAUUGUCCACUAUUAAAGAUGAAAUCAAUGUGUAGUAAUCAAUGAUUAGCAUACAAACAUGGCCUCGUCUAGGAGUGAUACUCUGGAUUACCGUGAGCCCAGGGAUUCAAUAUGGCAUCGAGUUUUCAGACGCAUUUUUCGAACACAAACCGCGACAAGUCAAAGAGCUCAACCAAGUGUAAAGGUCCAUCGGGACAAAAAAGACACGAAAAUGGUCAGAAAUUCAGAUAUUGGCUGGGAUGAUGAUUCGUUAGAGAACGAGAAUAUGACUUCGAAUAGGACUACGUCAGAGAACCGCAGUCCGGGAUGCCAACCUUUUCUUGGACAAAAUAGCCGUCGACGUCAUCUGCACAACGAAAAUGAGGAGCUGCGACAAGAAAUUCAGGAACUCAAGAAAGUUGUAAAUGAAAGGGGGGAUAAAACAAAAGAACUUUCCCAGCAAAUCGAAACUCUGCGACUUAAAAACCAGACGACGGAGAGGGAAAAGGAGACAUUUCGGCAAGAAAAUAUUGACAAGAGCAACAAAAUUGAGCAACUUCAGGGAGAUAAAAUUAGGGAACUCCAAGAGAAAAUCGCUAAAAUCACCCAUGAAUUGGCUGAUAAGGAGGAUGAAAUUGGGCAACUUCAGAAAGAGAGCAAUGAGAUACGGGGUGAAGUGAAAGAACUCCAAGGGAAAAUCGAAAGUAAGAACAGGAAAAUACGGGAACAUGAAGAAGAUAUCGAUCAAAUAGAGAAAGAAGUGGAAAAAAUCAACAAUGAAUGCGCUGGUAAAGAAGAUGAAAUUGAGCAGCUUCGAGAAGAUAAGAAGGCGUUAAAAAAUGAAAUGGAAACACUUCGUCAAAAAAAUGUUGACAUUAAAAAUGAAAUUCAGCAACUCCAGAACGAAGUAAAUGAAAUGAAAAGUAAAAUUGGGCAACUUCAGGGCGAUAAGAUCAAAACGGAGAACACCAUUCAGCAGCUUCAGAAAGGAAAUAAUGAGAUGAAAAAUGAAAUUCAGCAACAUUGGGACAAUAAGACCAAAAUGGAGAACAGCAUUCAGAAGCUUCAGAAAGAAAAUAAUGAGAUGAAAAAUGAAAUUCAGCAACUUCGGGACAAUAAGACCAAAAUGGAGAACAGUAUUCAGAAACUUCAGAAAGAAAAAAAUGAGGUGGAAAAUGAAAUUCAGCUACUUCGGAACAGCAUGGGUCAGACGAGCAGCAAAACGCAACAACUUCAAACAGAGAAUAAUGCGAUGAGCCAUGAAAUUCGGCAACGUUGGGGCGAUAAGAGGAAAAUGAAGUAUGGCGAAAUUCAGCAACGUCGGGAGAAUAUCGACCAGGUGAAAAAUGAAAUUCAGCGUCUCCAGGAAGAAAGAAAUGAGAUGAGCAAUGAAAUAAAGCAACUUCGAAAACAUAUCGACAAUGUGACAUUAAAGGCUAUGGCUAGCAUCUUUAUUGAAGAAGGUGCCGUGGUGGUUUCAACUAAUGAUAAGCUCGGAGAAGGCACUUAUGGUGCUGUUUACAAGGGAGACUUUCAUGGAUCUAAAGUAGCGGUUAAAGAAUUUCACAAAGUUGUUAUUUCUGAUUAUAACUUAAAAAUUCUCCAACGUGAAGUAUAUAUCGCAUCGCAAUGUCGUCAUCCGAAUUUACUUCAGUUCAUAUGCGCAACGAGAAAUGAUCAAAAUCGCUUGUUAAUCGUGACAGAAAUGAUGGAUACGACUUUACGUACGUAUAUUGAGGAACGUGCUAGCCCUCGUUUGCCGUUGAAAUUCGAGGAACUAAAAUUAAUCUCCUUAGACGUAGCAUGCGGCCUCAACUACCUUCAUUCAAUGAAACCAAACCCAAUAGUCCACCGUGAUAUCAGCAGUGCCAACGUAAUGUUAUGGAUCGAGAAUCAUUCACCAAGAAGAGCGAAGAUAUCAUAUUAUGGUUCGGCCACUUUCAUGGUGCCGGAUAUGUCUAAAACUGUAUACCCAAGUGCAUUCCCUUACGCAGCACCUGAAGCCUGGCAAGGAAAACAGGACCCUAAGAUGAAUGUCUUCAGUUAUGGGAUUCUGGUAUGUGAGAUGUCCACCUGUGAACAGCUUGGAAGUAGAGAAUAUCAAACAGCAGAAAAAAUUUCAAACAGGAAUGUGAAACAGCUGGUGAAUACCUGCACAAAACCUGAACCGCGAGAAAGGCCAACGAUGCAGGAUGUGAUUGAACUCUGGAAACGCUACGAGUCUCAUGACACGAGCCAUUUUCCCUUUUUGCAGAAGUGAAAUGAAUUUUUGUGUAACGGUAACGUGAUUGCGAUGUUAUUACGGUAAAAUAUAUCAAAAAUAUUUUAAAUAACAAUUAAACAUAAUAUUCUUUUUUUUCAAUUUUUUCUAGUAGCCGAUUAAUAACUUUAUAAGAAUAUAUUCGAAACUGUACAUGGGAGCCACCAUGCAAUAUCCGAACAACGAAGAAUAUAAAAAAAUCGAAAUGAAAUUAGCAUGUAUACUUUUUGUAUUAGGGACAGAAACGGUUUUAACAUCUUUAAACACCUUUUAGGCCGAAACUUAUAUACUUUCAGUAAUAAUUUUUGCAUGCGAUAUACAAAAGUCUGGGUUUUUUGCCUUAUU
Dendronephthya gigantea is the source of this 2648-nucleotide messenger RNA. RefSeq names its product probable serine/threonine-protein kinase DDB_G0271682. The transcript has 5 exons. Lineage: Eukaryota; Metazoa; Cnidaria; Anthozoa; Malacalcyonacea; Nephtheidae. Gene Ontology annotation, molecular function: protein kinase activity; ATP binding. The coding region runs from base 123 to 2303 and encodes 726 amino acids. Gene Ontology annotation, biological process: protein phosphorylation. The record is from RefSeq and is a predicted model, not a curated record.